AUGACAGAUUCUCCGGCGUGUUUCGAUUACACAACCGAAAUACAUUUCAUUCUCGUAGUUCUUUUCCAACAUAUAUUUACAAUUAUUGGCGGUUCUUGUGGGAGCAGUUAUUCUGCAGCAUUUACCAAACGACCCGACGAAGCACCAUGGACGUUUCACUCGAAAAUCUCUCCUCAUCCCAGAAAGAUGAACUGAUGAGCACAAUCAAACAGAAGAUUGCGAUAGCCAAUGCUCAGGAGCUAGUGACUAAAAUGACUGAAAAAUGUUUCAGAAAGUGCGUCGGCAAACCGGGCCAAGACUUGGACGGUUCGGAACAGAAAUGCAUCGCAAUGUGCAUGGAUAGAUUUAUGGAUUCGUGGAACGUGGUUUCGCGAGCGUUAACGCAACGUUUACACCAGGAACAGUUCAAAGGAUAAUAGAACUAUGCGAAACUAGUGGUACCGAUGUAAUUAUAG
Messenger RNA from Anopheles coustani, 455 nucleotides. RefSeq names its product mitochondrial import inner membrane translocase subunit Tim13. NCBI's taxonomy places the organism in Eukaryota, Metazoa, Arthropoda, Insecta, Diptera, Culicidae. The transcript has 3 exons. The record is from RefSeq and is a predicted model, not a curated record. The coding region runs from base 147 to 416 and encodes 89 amino acids.